AAAAGCAACCGACAAAAACGCUCAACGAUCGAGUCAGUAUUCAACGUUCUUACAAUACGGAUCUAACUAGACUAGGUGUCGUGAAGCGGAAUCAAAGAGAUACAAAAUCACAAUAUGAAGAUACUGAUAAUUUUGGGCUUCAUUGCUGCUGCCAGUGCAGCACCUGGAUACUAUGGUGACCACGGAUUGUCCUACGCUGCUUAUGCCGCUGCUCCAGCUCCGAUCGUGAAAUAUGCUGCUCCCGCUGUUUCGGUUGUUCACGCAGCUCCAGCGCCAGUUCUGAAGUACGCCGUUGCUCCGGCUCCAAUUGUAAAGGCCGUGGCUCCUGCCGCAACCAGCUACGCUACUUUCCAUCAGGUACAUGCACCGGUUGUAGCUGCAGCGCCAGUUGUUAAAUAUGCUGCACCGGCCCCAGUUGUAUCGUACGUUCACUCGGCCCCCGUCGUGGCUCAUGCUCCUGCUCCAUUGCUGAAGUACGCUCCUGACUAUCAUGGAUGGUAGAGCAAUAACGAACAGGCCUGAUCCCGCAAAGGUGUACUGAGUCGUCGGUUACUCAUAAAGGAGCUUCAGCAAUCGAUAGUUGCGUAGUAUCACGUUUGAUUUUUUUGUCCGUCGAUAACUCAUGUUUGUUUCGCGGUAUCAAAUAAAGUUCAUUGACAAACGAA
Molecule: messenger RNA, 665 nt
Organism: Anopheles darlingi
Lineage: Eukaryota; Metazoa; Arthropoda; Insecta; Diptera; Culicidae
Product: cuticle protein 16.5-like
Exons: 2
Coding region: 115-501 (128 amino acids)
Source: RefSeq, a predicted model, not a curated record